Pristis pectinata (smalltooth sawfish) is the source of this 1917-nucleotide messenger RNA. RefSeq lists its product as uncharacterized. Bases 1 to 867 code for a protein of 288 amino acids. The record is from RefSeq and is a predicted model, not a curated record. NCBI's taxonomy places the organism in Eukaryota, Metazoa, Chordata, Chondrichthyes, Rhinopristiformes, Pristidae. The transcript has 5 exons.
AUGUCUUUUUGGUGCGGGAUCCUAUUUGUGAUAACGGCAAGCUUCUCGCUGAACGUCCUGUAUCACGACCUGUUUGCCGGCUGGCCGCAGGGGUAUGCAAUCCCGAAGCGUUUGUUGGGGUCUGUCCACCAGCCCAUGAGAAAUGGGGCAGUUCUCAGGGACUUCGGCAUGGAGUUCAUCAGUCCCCCGAUGUUCAACCUCCACCACCCUUUCACUGCACUCUUGCCUGCCAAACAAGCAUUAGAAGUUCAAGUUGAAGUAAAACAAGAAGAAACAUUAACAGGAACAGAUUUGGAACCUCGUGUAGAAACUGGCCUGGCAGUUACAGAGACUGGACUGACUGUCCUAGAAACUGGACUAUCAGUUGUGGAAAGUUUUAAAAUAACAUCACUUUGGGGUGAAGAUAAUGAAGAAGAUAUGAUCAUAAGAAAUGAACUGUCAGGUGAAUCUUUCCAAACAUGCCCUGCAAAGGAUGCUGAAUCAAUCAAACCAAAGCCAGUGGUGAAGGAAGAGCGUGACAUGUCUGUCAGUGAAGUCAUCAGUCUAGGGGAGUCUAAAGAUACUUCUGCAAAGUAUGAAUCUGCUACAUCAGAGAAAGAGUUCUACAUUGACCAUUCAACAUUUCCAUUCCACCUGGAGCAUGAUGUCAUUGUCGUACUGGUCGCUCAUUUAACACUUGUCAUCUCCGUUCUACUUUUAGGUUGCAGGAGCUUGCAUGUACAAAAGCGUGUCAUUAGCAAUGAUGCUGAUGUGGAAGAACUGAUUGUCACUGUUGGUUUAGUCAGCUGUAUAACAGUUGCACUGGUUGCACUGUUGGGGGCCACCAUAAUUUUAUUCAUUCGUAUAUUGUUAGCAAAGUUCCCAUAACUCUACUUCACCUUUCUGAAGCAAUAAAUUGUUUAGUUGCCACCAUACAGCUUCAAUUAUUUUUUGGUUUAUUUAUAGCAGGAUGUCACAGCAAGUGAGAAAACUUUUUUUUUGGAAACAUUAGGAGCACAAAUGCAAGAAUCUAUAGGAAAGUAGUUGGUUUGGUAUUAAGUUUUAUUUCACACAUACAUCUCUGGUUAGGUUAAAUUGAGGAUUAAGGACUUCUUCCAGAGACUCCAAACACAAGAUCCAGGGUGAGCCUCCACUGGAGUACUGAGGAAGUCCUGAACUGUCAGUAGUAUCUUCAUUCAGAUAUGUUAAAUUAAGCCCUCAUCUGUACUCUCCGGUGAACAGAAAGCCAACCAUGAAUUUUCCACUAAUCCCAUCAACUCCCUCCAUACUCUACCAAUUGACCGAUCCAAAGAGAAAUAUAGUGUUCAAUUAAACUCCCAACCUGCACAUCUUUGGAAAGUGGGUGGAAACUGAAGCUCCCAGAAGGAAACAAAACACAGCCUGAGGGAGGACUUGUAAACUCCAAAGGCAGCACUGGAGGACAGGAUUGAACCCAGGUCACUGGAGCUGCUAAGCAGCAGCUUUACUAACUGCACCACUAAUGUAUUUUCAACUGGAUGUGGCAGUACUGUCAAUAGCAUGCUGUGUCUGCAUUAUUAGUUAUCUUUUGUUAUAAUGUGCAACCCAACAACCAGGAAUUUGUAGAUUGUGGAGGAUCACAAUUAAACUGCUGGCUUGCCCAUAAUCCAUUGUAAAUUACAGCUAUGUGGUUUUAAUUCUAUUUAGAUUCUAUCCUAUUUAGCACAUAGUUGGGUAUUACUGUGUAUCCUCAGCGCUGAAAUCAUAUUGUAAAACUUUGUCGGCUAUAUGGAUGGUCACUCCUUGCAGUCGGCAUAGACAGACCUAAAUGCAGUCUGUAGCUUGACAAGAACAAAGUCAGGCAGCUUUCUCCCCACCCAGUUCGGUUCUCCCAGCAUUUGCUGCAAUUACAGUCAGAGCUAUGUAAUUAUGAGCUCAGCAUGCAGUGGUGGCAGUAAG